Molecule: messenger RNA, 8732 nt
Organism: Anolis carolinensis (green anole)
Lineage: Eukaryota; Metazoa; Chordata; Lepidosauria; Squamata; Anolidae
Gene: reeld1
Product: reeler domain containing 1
Exons: 6
Coding region: 1699-3384 (561 amino acids)
Cellular component (GO): membrane
Source: RefSeq, a predicted model, not a curated record
GUGUGUGACGAAAUCUUAACAUGAUUAGAACUGAAUUUACGCACUGACAGGGUUCCUGUAAGUUUUAAGUAUUAAGGCAACAGCUGCAGCACUUCCUAUUAGUGGAAAAAGCAAAUGACUUUUUUCUUUAAAGGAUGUUUGCUUAAAAGGCUGAAGGAGAAAACUGCUGCCUUUCUGAAGGAACAUGUGUACCAAGGUGAGUACCAGAAAAUAUAAAUGGAUUUGAGGCAUCUGAUGCCAGGAUGGGAUUGUAUAGGGUAACAAUUCGAGAACUAUAGUGGAAGAAUGUAAUCUAAUAAUCUUUCUUUAUCCUUUUUGUAUUGGAAUACAUUUAAUUUCUUGGUGGGAUGGAGUGAUUGUGGCAAGAUAAUAGUCAAAAGUAUUGGUGAUUCUCUUGUUCCAAUCAGAGCUUGGAAACAUUACCUUUUGGGCGAUGGUCCCUAGAAUCCCCAAGCUAGCAUACUCAAAGGUCAUGUUGACCUGAGAGCUGUAGUAAAAAAAAUAACAUUUCCAAAUUCUGGUUUAAACUAAUUUAGUGGUGGCUUGGUUUUGGAUAAUUGGGUCUUUUAUAGCCUCUUCCAACAUGUAAAUGGCUGCAGAAAUUAUUUUGAAGGAACAGAACUGAGCUAAAUAGCAACCUUUUCCCAUUUGCUUUCUGCCUUUUUAUCAUGUCAAAAGCGAAUUGAGACAAGUUGCCUCUAGUGUGAGAGAAUCAGCCGUCUUCAAAGACGUUGCCCAGGGGAUGCCGGGAUGUGUUACCAACCUGCGGGGGGGCUUCUCUCAUGUCUCCACCUGGGAAGCUAGGGCUGACAAACGGGAGCUCACACCAUCUCAUGGAUUCAAACCACCAACCUUCAAGUCAGCAGUUCAGCCGACAGAAGGAUUUAAUCCAUUGUGCCACUGUGGCUUUUUUGCUUUCUGUUUAAAUUUGAGAAAGAAAGAAGAUCUCACUGUUUUGUGGUAUUUGACCAAGAAGCUUUAUAGGUGUUCGCAACAUCUGCAUCUGCGGAACCUCAUUGGCUCCACAGAAGCAUUAUUGUGUAUGGAUUUAAGGAUCUUUGAGGUGGUAUAAUUCACAUGGCAAGUGGCUUUGAUUGGCUAGAGACAUGUGAUGGAAUGAUGACUAUAAAAUGUUAUGGCCAAGGCUAUUCCGUGGAAAACUGGUUUUGUGAGGGGGGAAACGAGGAAAGGAUUGGAUAAUAAAAUUAGGGAUAUGUUUUUCUUUGCAGUGGACUUGUUGCCCAUUGCAACAUUCUCUAUAUACAAAAAACAGAGUAGUUUAAACUUUAUCUGGAAAAGUCCCUAGACGUCUCUGGUGUUGCCCAUUGCUGGCUUGCAUUUUGCAGCACAGCUGCAGUGUCAGCAACGGCCUGCUUGCCAUGAGCCAGAAGUGUAUUGGCACAGCACUGUAGGUCGUAACCCUGCCAGGAUGGCUGGUUUUAAAAAAGAAAAACAGUUCCAGGAGAAGUCAAAGCCUGCUUUGUUCUCAAAAUGUUUUAUUUUUGCAGGCUAACCCAAGCAGAGCUCCAUGGAUGAUUAAGCUCUCCUUUCUAGCAGUCCAAACUAUUUGAAAACCCUGGUUUCAACUAAAUCUGGAAUUCAAAGGGGUCACGGUUUCACUUCAUACGUGCUGUAUUUUUACAGAGAUUAUUACUGUACUUCAAUGUCUUUUCUCCCCCAUGACAGACAGAGGAGGAGAUGAAAGUCCAAGCACUGCUUCUUGUGUGGGCAAUUACGAUCCUGUGCUUGGUUUCAUACACUGCAGGAUUUUCCCAUGGGGCCAGUCUUUCGGCUUGUACUGACAUGAGGCCCAAACAUAUCAGAGCUCACCUUCAGAACCCACAAAAUAAAUAUAUUACCAUCCACACCAAUAUGUCUUUUUCCCCGGGUGAUAAAGUACCAGUCACAGUUAGGAGCACACGUGAUUUCAUGGGCUUUAUGCUCCAGGCUCGCAGAGUACUGAAUGAUCAAAUUGCCGGCACUUUUGUGUACAUUCCUCCCGGCUCCAAGCUGUUGACCUGUUUUGAAGAUGGUGACACUGUCACUCAUUCGGACAAGUCACUGAAAAGAAACUUAUCCUUUGUGUGGAAAGCACCAGAUCAGCCCAUUGGAGACAUCAGAUUCUUUUUAUCAGUCGUCCAGUCAUACUUUGUUUACUGGGCACGGAUUGAAUCUUCCACUGUGUCACAACAAACACAAAACAAAACCGCUACAGAAAAUAGGGCAGCCUCUACUGUUGUAAAGCCCAUGCCUUCUCAGGAGCCUAGUGAUCUAAAAGCACCACUUGCUGCAAGCAAAGGUAGGUUCUUCCUCCUCAGUCUAUCUAGCCCCAUUAGACAUGUGCAUACUUCUUUAAAUAUUCUCGGUGUUACAUUGUUAACAUUUGCCUUUUCACUUCUAGAAAGUACUACACUUGACACUCAGGUGUCACCAUUUACACCUAGCAGCCAAACGUGGGUUGCAGCAACAUUGGUUUUCGAUCCAGUUUAUAGCGGACAAGAAGUCUCUGAGCCCCAUGAAAAUGAGAGGCUUCUAUCUCAGUUCCUUGCAGACCUGGUUACUUCACAACCUAACAGCCACAGCGGAAAAAGACCAAUUAAUGGAAGUGACACCAAUGGUGAUCUCACACUGGAAUCAUCACUUCAAUUCCGGGAUCUCAGCUUCAUUGCUCAAAAUUAUUCCUCCAGCAACAGCUCCUACAAUGGGACUGAAAAUAUUUCAGCUGUUCCUGUGUCACUGCUGUGCUUGACAUGUAAGGAAGGCAUGGAGAUACCUUCUGAAAAAGCUGAGACAAGUAUAAGCAAGCCUAUUCCACCCAUUACAGCUUCUGUCUUGAUCCAACUUGGGGAUUCUCCAAUGCUUGCAGACAUGGGGAAGAUACCAGGGGAUUUAUCUAUUGAAGAGGAUUUAGAUGUCCACCAAAUGGCAGAGAAGCAACCAAUGACACAAAAUGCAUCAGCAAAAUUCCUGCCUCAGGCAGAAGUCACGACCUCUCCGCAGGAGGAAAAAGGCAAAACGGAUAUUUCUGGGAACAUCCCUCUGAAGGUAACAAGAAAGGCCAAAGCUACUGUUUCAAGAGGAGGAGGAAGAGGAGGAGGGCCAGAGAAAGAGCCACAGCUGGUAGCUGCUCAACUUGGUGUUCUCCUUGGAUGUUCUGCUGUCCUUGGCAUGGUGUUGGCUAUCACUUUACGGUGCAUCCAUUCCCAGUAUUGUCACAAGCGGACUGAAGUCUCCUUUAGUGAGCCAGACAGCAAUGUCAUUGCACUUCAAGAGAAUGGAGAGAUGAUGCAUUUCAGAAAGAUACGAGAAAACAGCUUUGUCUUGGUACAGGCAGAGUACAACUGGAUCAGCCCAUCAGGCAGUGGGAAAAAAGCUGCAAUCUAGUUUCUAGAGAGCCUCCCGCUUUCCCCCUCACCUGCACUUAUAGGUCAGGUAGCUAGGGUAAAAAUGAGUAAGAACACAGGAGACAAAAAUAGUUGCAUAUAACAAUCUAAGCAAAAAAUACUCAAUGUAUGCAUGUUUUGGUUACAGUACAGAUGCAUCUUAACUACUCUACAGAUGUUUUGAAAUGUAGAUGUUCUUAGUUUCAGAGAUCAUGAAAAUAUGAAUAGACAUUUUGUUCAAAGUGUUAUCUACCCUUAGUGCAAUUAAUAUUGCAUACCUGCUCAUUAAAUGGAGUUGUUGUAGCCAUUACAUUUCCUUUGUUGCCUUAAGGUGCCAUCAGAAAUAGAAAUCCUUCUUCUGCAAUUGUGCGUCACCUCCUAUUUAGUCUCAGUGAAAAAAGUUUCUGCUUCUCUCGUUCUUCUUUUUCAGACAAACAGAAGCUCUUAUCCUACUUCUCACUUAGGUUGUGAUGUCUUUGGUUUGGUGUGUGAUAUUUCUCAAAUCGGUCAAAUGUUUGCCACUUCAGCUAACUUUUCUCUUUUACAAAGCAGAAUAGAACAACACUGGCAAGUUUUUUUUAAAAAAAAUUGAUCAUAGGAUGCAAACACUGGCUGACUGUAUUGUGAAUUGAUCUGUAGGAAGGAAACAAAGACACAGCCAGUGCCACCUUUUGGGAGAGGACAUGGGUCCCCAUCAGGUGUAAAUGGAGAGAAAGCUUCUCUAGCCAUUUGCACCUUGAUAAGUUGGCUUGUUUAAUCCUCACAGCCAGCAUUUGCUUUGUUUUUUACUUUGGGUCACUUCGAUACAGCUAUUGGAAGGAAAAAAAUGUUUAUUGAAAAGCCGCGUGACCUAAGAUCAGUUUGAUAAAGACCAGAAGUGGCCCUGUCACAACUUUUGCAGCAUUUUAGCACUCUGCAAUGUUACAAGGAAACUUUCUUUUUGAGGACAUGUUAUAGAAAGCUACUUCAAUGGCCUUGGCUCAGUAUGACAUAAUGUAAAAAAAAAUCCAGUUUGUUCAUGGAAGGUUGUUUACCUUUAUGCUUUGAAUAAGCUCCAUAUAUGCUAGUAGUAUAUAUGAUGAACCUGUUUUCUGUUCUUUAGAUUGGCAAAAUGAAACUAUUAACUCUUAAAGAGGAAAAUGGUAAUACAUUUAGGGUAAUCUAUGGAAUUGUCAACAGGCGACUUGAAAGCACAUACACACACAUGCAGGAGAUCAUACAGUUGGAAAAGACCGCAAGGGCCAUCAAGCACAAACCCCUGCAAACAGGAAUACACAGUCAAAGCAUUGGCUUUUUAAACUGCCUUACUGUUGACUCAUGUUUAGUUUAUGGUCUACUAAGACUCCUAGAUCCCUUUCACAUAUACUUGCUAAUAACUUCAAUUUUCUUGAGAUAUGUUGUGUCCCCAUAUAUUUUUCUAUUACAGUUUAUGUAUAUGUCAUUCUACCUCAUCACACAAGGAGAAAUUGGCAUCCUAGCACGCUGCCAAGAUGCCUCCUCGGAGCCCACCAGAUGCCAUCACACAACAUACGGUAACUGCCAUUGGGGCUUCGUGGAGGAAGCGUCCUGACAUCAUGGCAGGGCGCUUCCCCUGGAACAUGGGAGGACAGAGGAUAGGGAAGAAUGUGGGUCUGAGUGGGCAUAAAAGAUUUCUUGGCCAGAGGAUUAGUUAAAAGGGUUAUGCCUGUGUAUACUUAAAUAAGUUUGUUCUCUUGAUCUGAUCUCCCAAAUCCUGAUGGAAACCUUACUCACCUACACUCCUACUACAUAUCACCAUGCAGCUGAUGCCCACCCCCUAAUAUUGUCACAAUUGUGAAUAUGGAACAGGUAGCUAGAUUUACUCAUCCAUAACUGUUUUGCAUUCACAAUCAUGACUUAGUGAAGCAAGGUUCCAUUGAAGUUAGGGUCAUAGAAGUGUUACAAUACGGACUGCAGCUAUCAUGCUACUUUCUCCACAGUCUUAACUUAUUAACUUAUCCACCUUUCGAUCUCCAUAUGCAACACUCGUAAGAGCAAAUCUUUUAAUCCAAAUGAAGUAAAACUAUAUUGAGAAUUUAAACUCAAAGUGUAAGAUACUGCAUCUUGCCUAGAUUAUUCUUAGUAACAGAAUUAUAGAUUUUGGUCCCUAUAAGAGAUUCCACCUUUAGAGGGAAAUGGACAAAUAAACCAGCAAAAUUUGAGAACACAUUCCUUUGGAAGCUAACUAUUCCAAAACCUUGCAUGGAAAACAAUUCAAGUCAUUAAUAAAUUGCUAGUAGUAUUGUGAAGGGCAAAUAAGUACAAAGUUUACAAAAAAGAAAGGGCUGAUGAAAAUACACAUUUAGUGGGAUAAUUUAGAUUUGAUUAUUGAUUCAUAGGAAAAGUGAUGGAUUCAGCUAUCAAUCUAUCAUCUAUAUCUAUCUAUCUAUUUUUAAUGCUUGGUAAAGACAGGGUGGGGGGAAAACGUGGUUUCAAUUGAGCUUUUCUCCUCUAGGUUAAUAGAAAAAAACUUUGUGUAACCCACAAUAGUUCUGUUGCUUAAUUUUAAAAGCUGCCUAUAUUCAAUGCAUUGUUAAUGCAAUCCUUAAUUAACUGAGAAAAUAGGUCAACAAGCUGGUAAAUAUUUAAACAACUAUCACAUUUCAUUUAAAAAGUUUGCUAUGAUGGCUUAGCAGUUUAUGAAUAAAUUACUAAUUCUUAUGUCCUCCUGCAGUAUUUCUCUGUCUGUCUGUGUUUAAUAAUACUAGAUUGUUAUCACUUGGGAUUCUUUUUUCGCUUUUAAAAAAAGAAGCCAUCAGCAUUGCUUGUUCCCAUCUUAAAUAGAGAAGGAAAGACACGGAACCUGAUCAGGCUGGUUCUCUUAUAGUUUGCUCAGGCAUGUCAUGUAACACCCAUAUUGUGCUAAUCUAGGCGUCUCUGAGGACUAUUCAGUGGCCUAGGAGUUUAGCAAAGAGGGGGCAAAACUGCAAUUAGUGCUUGCCCAGAUGAAAAAAAAGACUGUUUCCCAUUUUUUCAUGGAGCCACUCACUCACCAACAGACCAUCUUCUUGCUCUUUGUUUUGUUAACUAAACUUUCUGUUUAGGUGGGUUUUAAAAAAACAAACAAAAAAAACAAGGCAGCAGUUUUCUGCACAAAAUAACAUACGUACCCCAAAGGAAGUAGAUGCUUCAAAGGGUUGGAUUUUUGGGACUGGACUAAGAACCCUACUUCCUUUCAAGGUACCAUUGGAUGGCAUGCAUGUGUUGCAGCAAUCUUGAAAGUAAGCAAGUGUUCAUCUGGUUGGUACCUGGGAGAUUUUAUGUAUGUUCCUUUGAAGACUUAAUGGUAGAAAGCUAGAGGCUCAUGGAAAACUCUGUAUUCAUAGAGUAAUCUCACUGGCAGGAGACAAAUGGGCCAUUCAGGUGGAGUGCCAGGUACAUGUUUGGAGAUGCAGAAACCUUUCUUUAAAAACAAUUAAGGACUUAAUAUAUUUAUGCAGUAGAGUCUCACUAAUCCAAGCCUCGCUUAUCCAAGCCUCUGGAUAAUCCAAGCCAUUUUUGUAGUCAAUGUUUUCAAUAUAUCAUGAUAUUUUGGUGCUAAAUUCGUAAAUACAGUAAUUACAUCAUAACAUUACUGUGUAUUGAACUACCUUUUCUGUCCAAUUUGUUUUAUAACAGGAUGUUUUGGUGCUUAAUUUGUAAAAUCAUAACCUAAUUUGAUGUUUAAUAGGCUUUUCCUUAAUCCCUCCUUAUUAUCCAAGUUAUUCGCUUAUCCAAGCUUCUGCCGGCCUGUUUAGCUUGGAUAAGUGAGACUCUACUGUAUUGCAUCAUUUAUUGUGGGAUUUAAGGUUUUAUAUAAGAGAGUUCUGUGGCAAGGUCCAAAAAAUACUACAGGCAACUUUCAAAUCAAAGAUACAAUUAGAACCUGCAUUAUUUUUAUUGGGAUUGCCAAAUAAACAAAAUCACUAAACUAGAAAGUAGAGUACUACGUGAUAAUUCCAGCAUGGAUAGAGCUGCUCACUCACCAACUGUCCAACAGUUUAAGCAGGCUAAAACAUAUUAACACAAGUUGAGAUGACCUAAUAGCCUGCAACAAUUAACACCUAUGUACACGUACAUUUAAUUCCCAAAGGCUUUAAUAAAGCAUUCCUGACUUGGCACAGGAAUUAAACCAACAUCGGCACCAAUUUCAGUUCACGAAAGCCCACUAGUGAACUUUAGCAAAUUGCUGUAGUUCAGUCUUAGAGGAAAACAACAGCAUAUCACAUCAGAGUCAACUUGAUGGCACAAAUAACAAACAAUUCCAGUCUGAGCUUUGCAAAAGUUGGUGUGCAGGCUACUCUUGGCAGUCGCCUGAGUAGCAAGCAAUUCAUCCUUCUAAUGUAUGGUUUUAAAGAUAACUAAAAUUCAAUAGUGGAAGAUUUUAGUUCUAAGGAAUAGUUUUGAUAUGAAACCAGAGGCUGGGCUAUGUAGGCAUUGGUCUAUUUAAGUUUCACUGGAACUAGUGAGGCAGUUGCAAAUUUUGAAACAGAAAUGACUGUCAUCAUAACUAUGAUCCAAGCACAGUCUAGUAACCAAUCUAUUUGCAACAGCUGUUGGUUACAGAAAAGUGAGUAAGCAAAGGAUGUUGAAGCCAAACAAGCAUCGGAUGAGCUUUUUGAGUGCUCAGAGGAUGAGGAAGGGGAUGAUGGGUUGCAACCUGCAAUUUCUGAAGAAUGUGUGGAAGAUAGCAGAGCCGGAGAGAGAUGUUUUGGAAUCUCCAGACUGUUCCCAGGCAAUGGAAGAAAGUGAUAUCAAUUCCCUUGAGAAUAGGUCUGAGUGGCCUUCAGAGGAGACUGUGGGAAACAAAGGUUUUUCCAGGUCAAGUCACCUUGAAAUUAGGAGGCAGUAUGUAAGACAAAGAUGAACUCAUUUUUCUCUGAGGCAUAGAGGUAAGGAGAGAAAAGGCAGGUGUGUGCGAAGUGAUGUCAUGGGGUGUGUGUGUGUGCGAUGAGGCCUUUUAAGUGGUUUCUGAGCUCUCAGGCCUUUAGUGGGAACAACGUUGUAAAAAGGGGAAACAGCUCUCGGGUUCUAGUCCUAAAUUCCUGGUUCCUGUAUUUCAAGAUUCUUGGUUUGAUUCCUGUUUAUGACUUCAUGUUUUUGGAGGUUUUGCCUUUCUUGUGUUCCUGUUUUCAUGUUGAUUGAUAUAACUUUUGAACAAUAUCCUGCUUAAGAACUCUUUUUUGUGUUAACUCAAGUCUCUGUGGAUUGCUUUUUGAUGCCUUGAUUCGAAAGCUGAUCAACUCUUUAUCUCGCUGGGAAUUACUUUUUUGUACUUUUGGUGCUUCUUUUAUGACUUGUCUUUUUUCUUUUAUACUUAUUCACUAAUAAACUUUUACUUAUUGGAUUAUC